GCUUAUCGAAAAGUGAUCGAACGUUAAAGAAACAAGGCAAGCUAAAGUUUAAUACGAGUAUAAAAAGUAAGAGGUCGAUGCUGCGGUAUCAGUUACUAAUACAAUAGUUCGGUGCUUUUAACGUUAAGCAAAUACUAAAACAGCUCAGUAACUGCAAAUAUGGACUUUUAUUACGCUGCCGGUUCCGCUCCCAGCCGGUGUGCCCUUAUGACCGCGAAAACACUUAAUAUUGAGCUGAAUAAGAAGCAUUUAGAUCUCACGAGCUGCGACCAAUACAAACCUGAUUAUUUGAAACUGAAUCCACAACACAGCGUUCCAACUUUGGUGGACAAUGGUUUCGUUCUGUUGGAAUCACGCGCCAUUAUGAUCUAUCUGGUUGAGAAAUACGGCAAAGACGACUCCCUGUAUCCCAAGUGUCCUAAGAAGAAGGCCGUGAUCAACCAACGUUUGUACUUCGAUGUGGGCACGUUGUAUAAGAGUUUCUCUGAUUACUAUUUUCCGCAAAUGUUUGGCAAUUCCCCUCCUCUUCCCGAGCUACACGCGAAAGCCGAUGAUGCCUUCAAAUUGCUAGACAUCUUCCUAGAGGGACACACCUAUGUGGCUGGUGACACAUUCAGUUUAGCCGACAUUUCUGUUGUUUCCACUGUGUCCUCAUUUGAAGUGCUCAAUUUUGAUUUCAGCAAACAUGCUAAUGUGAACAAAUGGUAUGCGAAUGCGAAGAAGGAGGUGCCCGGCUUCGAUGAGAACUGGCAGGGCUGUUUGGAGUUCAAGGAGAAAUUUUCAAAAGCAGUUCAAAAAUAGUUUGUAAUGUCAAAUAAUAACUAGUAUGUUUUAAUGUUUAUACUAUUUUUUGGUAAAAUUCUUAUUUAUUGCACAUCUCUUUACUCUUUAAAAUACUCUUGCAACAGGUACUUUGCUACUAUGUACUCGUAAAUAAAAUAAAAAUUACAAUUUA
Anastrepha obliqua is the source of this 955-nucleotide messenger RNA. RefSeq names its product glutathione S-transferase 1-1-like. Gene Ontology annotation, biological process: glutathione metabolic process. The coding region runs from base 160 to 801 and encodes 213 amino acids. NCBI's taxonomy places the organism in Eukaryota, Metazoa, Arthropoda, Insecta, Diptera, Tephritidae. The record is from RefSeq and is a predicted model, not a curated record. The transcript has 2 exons. Gene Ontology annotation, molecular function: glutathione transferase activity.